Messenger RNA from Paramormyrops kingsleyae, 1436 nucleotides. RefSeq names its product rhodopsin. Gene Ontology annotation, molecular function: G protein-coupled receptor activity. Lineage: Eukaryota; Metazoa; Chordata; Actinopteri; Osteoglossiformes; Mormyridae. Gene Ontology annotation, biological process: phototransduction; visual perception; G protein-coupled receptor signaling pathway. Gene Ontology annotation, cellular component: membrane. The record is from RefSeq and is a predicted model, not a curated record.
CUCCUCCCAGUUCACAUGUGACCUGACUGAGCUUGACGUCGACACCUUAUCUACAGAAUUUAAACCCAAGUGAUCUGUUUUUUGGAUUACUGCUGUUUAGAGUGACCCAAAUCCGUUUUGCUGACACCCACCAUAGUGCAGCUGAACUAAUCCAAGGCAAGAACUUAAAAGGAACAUAACCUGCAUGCGGGGGCUGCAUUGGUCUCCAGGCUCCGUCAGCAGGAAGCGCAGGAAUCGCUGCAGCCAUGAAUGGAACAGAGGGUCUCAACUUCUAUGUGCCCAUGACCAAUAAGAGUGGGCUGGUGCGCAGUCCCUUUGAGUACCCCCAGUACUACCUUGCCGAACCCUGGAAGUACUCCCUGCUGGCCGCCUACAUGAUCUUCCUCAUAAUCACCGCCUUUCCCAUCAACUUCCUCACUCUCUACGUUACCAUCCAGCACAAGAAGCUCCGCACCCCUCUGAACUACAUCCUACUCAACCUGGCGGUGGCCGGCCUCUUCAUGGUGGUGGGGGGUUUCACCACCACGCUCUACACCUCACUGCAUGGAUACUUUGUGCUUGGGGUCUUGGGCUGCAACCUGGAGGGUUUCUUUGCCACUAUGGGUGGGGAGAUUGGCCUGUGGUCCCUGGUGGUGUUAGCGGUGGAGCGCUACGUGGUGGUCUGCAAGCCUGUGAACACCUUCCGCUUCAGGGAGACUCAUGCUGUGGUGGGCGUGGCACUGACCUGGAUCAUGUCCCUCACCUGUGCUGUGCCGCCACUGCUGGGCUGGUCCAGGUACAUCCCAGAAGGCAUGCAGUGCUCCUGUGGGAUUGACUACUACACGCCAAAGCCCGAGAUCAACAACACGUCGUUCGUCAUCUACAUGUUUGUGCUGCACUUCACAAUCCCACUGAUGAUCAUUUUCUUCUGCUAUAGCCGCCUGCUGUGCACGGUCCGGGCGGCCGCGGCGCAGCAGCAGGAAUCUGAGACAACCCAGCGGGCAGAGAAGGAAGUGACCCGCAUGGUCGUUGUCAUGGUGAUAUCCUUCCUGGUGUGCUGGUUGCCAUACGCCAGCGUCGCCUUGUACAUCUUCGCCAAUCAGGGUACUGACUUCGGGCCUGUGUUCAUGACCGCCCCAGCCUUCUUUGCCAAGAGCGCCUCCUUCUACAACCCCGUCAUCUACAUCCUGCUUAACAGACAGUUCCGUAACUGCAUGAUCACCACCCUGUGCUGCGGGAAGAACCCGUUCGGCGAGGAUGAGAGCACCACUGCCUCCUCCAGGACACAGACCUCCUCGGUGUCCGCCGGCAAGGUGGCUCCAGCCUGACAGCGAAGUCGCGAGCCCAGACUGCCAACCCCACACCAGCUGGCCAAUUCUCCCUCCCUACUGCUGCUUUGCUAUUGCGGCUCACACACACACACACACACACACACACACACACACACACACACACAC